GCAAAACCUGCGUGACCGAAACUCCCACACAUUUGCACAAUUUUUACUUAUUACUAACACACCCUCACAAAUCAUUUAAUUGCGUAAAGAGUCUAUCCGCUGUGCCUUUUGAUUGUUUUAUAUUACAAGCUCUUCACACAACAUCUUUUCUAUAAAAACAAAACAAAAGAAGACAAACUGAUUUCGGACUUGCCACUGUUUAUGGAAAACGAUGCAUGUAAAAGUAUACAACAUGAUAACAUGAUUUGAACGUUUAUUCGUUGCGAAAAUUCGAAUUCAAAGAAAAAGAAAUUCGGCACGCGUGUUAAAUUGUGAAAAAUUUGUAUUCUAAUUAAAUUUGGUUAUAUUUUAUGAAAAAAGUGAUUAAAAACGUGAUUAUAAAAGUGGUACAUACAUAAUUUGAAAAGAUGGAAAAUAUAUUUGACGAAAUUGACUUGGAGGAUUGUCCAACAACGUCUUCAACUCCCGCAAAAGACCAAUUACAUUUAAAGCGUAAAAAGUUUAACACGUCUGGUUGCUACAAUACAGAGGUCAGCAUUUCAAAACGACCUGUGGAAGGAAACGAGGUUAUUGACAUUUUAACCACUAUUUCCAAACAGAUUGACGAUUUGACGACGAAGGUAUGCGAAACUAAAAUCGAUAAGCAUUUAAAAGAAAAUAUUAUUCAUAAAAGUGAAGAAAUGGCGCAGCAAAAAACGGUUCAUGAAUGCAAGGUCCUCAUCCGCAAAAUUCAUCAAUCGGUAUGGCGAAUGACUGGUGAAGAUGUCGACAACGUUCAAACCGAAAUUGCUUCCACCCUACCAUUAAAUACGCUUGCUGCAGCUUUGGAAAUGGACGAAAAAUUGAAAUGUGACGAAUUUGCUGCUACAACGAAACAAUUCGUUUUGAGGAUAAAAGGUACUUCAGAUAGUGUACAUGAUGUGUUGCGAAGUCUGUACACUGAUGAACUUCUUUAUUUAUGAAACUGGGACGGUAGGGGUGGGAAGCAACCUCUCUCCAAACUCCUGCUGGUUUCCAACAUUUUAUACGAUUCAUUCAUAACGUAUGGAUUGGCAAUGUUCGAAAAACAAGUUCGAAAAGCCAUUGAAAUGAGCCACCAUAGGCACAAACAAAGAAUUUAUAGGAAGAGGAAAACUGAGGAGUGAACCCUUUAAAUAAUUAAUAAAAAGUUACAUGUAUUUCUGAUAUUAUUAAAAAUAAUUAUUUUAAUACAUACUAGAUUUUAAGAAAGCAUU
Molecule: messenger RNA, 1235 nt
Organism: Bactrocera tryoni
Lineage: Eukaryota; Metazoa; Arthropoda; Insecta; Diptera; Tephritidae
Exons: 7
Coding region: 408-962 (184 amino acids)
Source: RefSeq, a predicted model, not a curated record